Messenger RNA from Pseudovirgaria hyperparasitica, 3214 nucleotides. RefSeq lists its product as uncharacterized. The coding region runs from base 405 to 3122 and encodes 905 amino acids. The transcript has a single exon. The record is from RefSeq and is a predicted model, not a curated record. Gene Ontology annotation, molecular function: translation elongation factor activity; GTPase activity; GTP binding. Gene Ontology annotation, biological process: translational elongation. NCBI's taxonomy places the organism in Eukaryota, Fungi, Ascomycota, Dothideomycetes, Acrospermales, Acrospermaceae.
GACAAACUUCGCAUGUCCUGGGAAUACACAUUGAUCUACAGCGGGCAAUCUAUUCACAUAGGAUCAAUGUCUUUGGCUGCGACAUAAUACUCUAUUCAGCAUCUUCUUAUACCGGCUCACGAUGUCAACUACUCUGUAAUUGACCUCCGACUUUCUGGGAUAUCAUUCCUAAGAUCAAUCUCUUGAACGUACAGCGAUAGAAACGCACCCCUCACUACCGACAAGAUGCUACGUCCACUAUCUCAACUAUUCCGGCUCCACUACCUCCAUACCAAUACACGAUCGAUGCGAGCAAAAUCACAUUCCACAUUCGUAAUACGGUGAAUUGGGUAUCACACGAACGCAUUGCUGAGUCGAACACAAGGGGUUACAGUCAGACCUAAUUCGGGGGUGCCUAUCACGACAUGGCGUCCAUUUUUACGUACGACCCAGAUCCGCCAAGGAUCUCCUCCCCAUGGUCUACACCCCGCGCAUCGACACCGCGAGACCCAGCAUCAAAUAUAUUCUUGCUAGCAAGCCAAGGCUCCUCAGCUAUAGUGGGAGAAUCAGGAUCCGGGGAAUUCGCAGAGCGAACAGAAAUAGAUCCAAGUGUUACAAAGCUCGAAGCUGAGCCGCAAGAGGGACCAACCGAAUACAAGUUACAUCUACUAUUGCGCCCGAGACGUUCGUUCGUACGAAACACCAGUCAGCAUGUUCCGGGGACCUACCGCGAACGGGCUGAAAGCUUGACACCCCCGGCGUUGGCAGCUCGCAGAGCGUCUGAUUCUGCGCUGACAGGUGAACAUAUGGUAGCGUCGCCUGCCUCGGUCGCAGCGUCCGUACAAGCCCGCCAACAUCGCCUAGAACAGCUGACAACCCAAUUAUUAUGGCGACUGCAACAGUCUUCCCCUUAUCACUCUUCGGCGGCAAACAACUUGGUCAUUCCUCAACUUCCUGAAUCGUCUUCGUCCCAGCUCGUCCCAGCUGCCACUCCCGGCAGUCUUGUACCGGGCUUAGAAGAAAGUAAAGGGGCACUUUACGAGAUCGGCGUCUCAGAUGAUGGCACGAUUGUGGGUCUUGCAGAGGACGAGCUUGAGGAAAGUCUCAUGAAUCUUCGAGCUAUGGCUGCUAGUCUUGGCUGCGUCGUACAAUUGUUGCGCAAAGCGACAGUUGGUGAAUGCAUGUGGUAUGAGACUGUGCGCAAUGGAGAUGAGGUACGCAGCGACCUGAGAUCUGGAAAAUUAUGGGUGGCCGAAGCGUUUGUCAAGCCGGCUGGUGUUCAGAUCACCACCAUUGAAGCCUCAUCUGCUACAUCUGCUUCAGCUCUCAGCAUCGCUGUGGACUCAAGCCUGACUAAUGGUCAUUCUCUGACCGAGCAACUUCGAGUCUCACUUACAGGGGCAACUAUGUCAGGCAAGUCAAGUCUACUGGGAAGUUUAUCGACUGCUACUUUAGACAAUGGCAGAGGAAAAAGUCGGCUUAGCCUGCUCAAACACAGGCAUGAGAUUGCCUCUGGGAUGACCAGUUCCAUAACCCAGGAGCUCGUAGGCUAUACAACCGAUGGUUUUGAGGAGGUUGCAUUCAUCGGGCCUGUGCAGGUCGUCAACUACGCCUCAGACAACGUUUCAGCGUGGACGGACAUACACGAGCGAUCGGCAAAUGGCCGACUGGCAUUUCUAUCUGAUUCUGCUGGACAUCCUCGGUAUCAUCGAACCACCUUGCGUGGUCUUGUUGGCUGGGCGCCUCACUGGACAUUCUUAUGUGUACCUGCAGACAACGUCGAAGAUACUUCUGGAAAGAGCGGAAGCACUCCUCCGCCUCAGGAGGUGCUGGGCACAAGCACGGUGGAUGUAGAUCUCUCUCAGGCCCAUUUAGAACUUUGCUUAAGACUUGGUCUACCUUUGGUGAUAGUAAUAACGAAGUUAGACUUGGCGUCGAAGCAAGGUCUCAGACAAACUCUGUCCAAGCUUUUGUCUACACUGAAAGCAGCCGGAAAGCGACCAAGCAUCGUUCCAGACACAGCCUCGGUGACUGCCGUGGCACAUCUCAAGAGCAUUCCCAUAAAAGACAUUGAUGCUGUCAGAAAAGUCAUAUUAGCUUGUGAGGACGACCCUUUAGCUACUGUUCCCAUUAUUAUGACUAGUGCGGUCAAAGGCACUGGUAUUGGGAAACUUCACGCUCUUCUACGUAAGCUUCCCAUUAGACCCGCUGAUCAAGUCCAACAUGAUCGAAGCUCAACAAGCAGAGGUCCAAUCCCCUUGUUCAAUAUAGAAGAUGUGUACAAUAAGGCAGUAUCGAACACUCCCGGCUCCGUGACCUCGGUCACCCGGAGUUUUAUAGUAAGCGGCUACCUUCGUACCGGUACGUUCCGUUUAGGCGACGAGCUAUACCUUGGGCCAUUCGCGACGGAGCAGAUUGAAGAACAUAGUCCAGAUAAAACUGACAGCCUGAGUUCGCCUCGCCAGCCGCACAAUGGAGGCCUCAGCGACGUCCAGAGCUCGCGAUCAUUUCCCGGGGCGCUCCGUAAGUCGGCCACACUCCGUGCUCGCUGCGGGUCAUGUGUUCCUUGGCUUCGUGUCCGCAUUGUAUCGCUCCGUAAUCUCCGACUUCCAGUCCGGAUUUUACAUCAAGACCAAGUUGGCACUAUUGGUAUCGAGCCUGUGUUUCCGGAAGAGCCCAUCAGCGCCUCGGAAAUGUCGAGGGUCAGGAAAGGAAUGGUCUUGACUGGCGCUGGCGAAGGCGGUGCACCCACACCAACGAGAGUAUUUGAUGUGUUCUUCAGGCAUCAGGUCAGUGGAAUGAGUAUAGGAACAGUCGUCGUGGUCUACAUUGCAAGUGUACGGGCUAGCGCCAAAGUCGUCGCCGUCUCCAAGUCUGCAGGAUUGCGCGAAGACAUCUCUAGACGGGGACUCGACGAAGAGGACAGUUUCGGCUUCGGCUUUGACCAUGAUGAGUCAGUGAGCGAUGAAGCCAAAACUCAAUCUACUAUGAUCUCGUUUCAGUUUCUAGCUUCGAGAGAAUUCGUUGAACCUGGCGCGCAGGUGCUCGUUAUGCCUGGCGGUGGUCCUGGUUUGACUAGCGGCACUGAGCGCGGAGAGAAAGGAGUUGCUGGACUCGAGGGGUUUGUGGGUAGAAUAUGCUAGUUACACGAUUGACUGUAGGUUCGAUGAGUUAGUUUUCGGAUUCUCAACUGCUUAAUAUGAACGACCCUUGCAAGCUCUGCGGAGAUAAUCUC